Messenger RNA from Maudiozyma barnettii, 2184 nucleotides. It is a transcript of the gene SLX5, whose product is annotated as SUMO-targeted ubiquitin ligase complex subunit SLX5. Gene Ontology annotation, molecular function: ubiquitin-protein transferase activity. Lineage: Eukaryota; Fungi; Ascomycota; Saccharomycetes; Saccharomycetales; Saccharomycetaceae. The coding region runs from base 1 to 2184 and encodes 727 amino acids. Gene Ontology annotation, cellular component: SUMO-targeted ubiquitin ligase complex. The record is from RefSeq and is a predicted model, not a curated record. The transcript has a single exon.
AUGUGGGGCUCAGGAGAUGACGGAUCAGACAGUGAAUCAAACCAUGAUAUAGAAGCGAUGACGAGAUCGAGGAUGGAGGAUUCAAGGGUGCCACCCGUAUUAUUAAACUAUAGAGGUCUACAACAACCACAUUCACAAGUGCAACCAUCAUCUUCAGAAGGAAUUCACCAUAGUGAUGAUGGUGUGAUAACGAUAGAUAGUGAUGACGAGGAAGAUACUCGUAUUAGAAAUGAAAAUAGAUUGGAAAGACUGAUACCCGAUGGAAGGAUAGGAAGACCGCGUGAUAUGAUGAAUAGAUUUGUUAAUACAAAUGGUAGUAACCGUGCUAUCGAGGACCAAGAAGAUUUUGGAAUAAAUCUUGAUAAUGAUGAGGAUAGUCAUAAUAAUACCCGUACUAAUAAUCAUAAUGAUGACUUGGAAAUAAUAUCUGCAAUUGAUAGGCCACAUUAUGAUGAUGGUCCUAUCUAUCCUGAAAGUGAAUAUAUCGAUUUGGAUAAUGAAGAACAAACUGUAGUUACUCCAGCCAGAUCAAUACAGCGGCCAGUUAUGAUCGUUGAUCAUGCUAGUUCGACAAAUAAUAAUCCAAAUAAUGACAACAACAAUGAUAAUGAUGAAGGUGGUAAUGGUGAUGACGAUGGUAUUGCUAUAGUAGAGGAAAGGACCACACGUCCCACCGUAUUACUGAAUUUGCCGGGUGGUGAGCAAUUAAGAAUUGAUGCUACAAAUAGAGAUGCACCAAUGAGGAGCUCUUUCGAAUGGGCAGUACAGUUACCAGAGUCUCGUCAUAGAUUAUUAAGAAGAAGUGGGAGAAGAGUAGGGAACAUGAUAAGAAACUUAUUUGAACCUGAGGAUUCGGAUGAUAAUUAUAACAAUAGUAACAACGAAGAUGCCAAUGAAAGAGAGGUCCGUACAAGAUUACCGGCAGGUGUUAUGGCCGUAAGAAGAAGACAGAUUGCUACGAUGAGAGAAAUCGAACGUAGAAGAAGAGAACGAUUACAAAACGGAACGAAUAGUAGUGUAGAAGGGGUUUCUAGUGGUAAUCCAUUAUUGGAUCAAAUAAGACAUGAUAUUCAAACAUACCCACCUGACGUAAGAAGUGCGUUUGAUCAUGCACAAUCAUUGCAUGAAUUUAGAUCAAUUUUACAGAGAGUAGCACCUGUAACAUUAGAAGAAUGUGGUAGCACAUUAACAAAUCUUUACACCGAAUAUAGAAGUCACGUCAUGGAGAACUGGGCCACAAGUAGAGUACAAGCUGCAACAGAAGAGGCUCGAAGGAACCGUGAAAGACAUCCAAAUGGUGGCUCCAGAAGAGGAGGAAGAUCACGGAAUAGUCGUGGAGUUUUAAAUGGUAGACGUCAACAAUGGAAUCGUUUCCGUAGUGAUGGUACUACAUCCGAUAAUGAUGAUGAUUAUGAUGGUUAUGCUAUAUGGAGACGAGAACAAGACGAAAUGUUAAGGGCGCAUGGGUUUUACACUACUGACGAUGAUGAAGAAGAACAAGAUUCACGUUUUGGAUUUGGACCUGAUGCAGAGAGACGAGAACAAGAACGUACACAAAACAUUAUCAAUAUGAUUCAAGCUCGAGAAGAAAGAGAAAGAGAUUCACGUGUGAAGACGUUUAUGCAAAAGACCAAACAAACAGAAAAUAAAUUUAAGGAUACAGCUAGUAAAUUGCCCGAGGGGUAUAGUUCGAAUUUUGAUAGUACACCUAAAAUGAAAAUGACUAUAGUCAAGAAAGGUAAUGUGGAGAGUGUUGUUGUAGAUGAUGAUAUGACAUUAGAUACCGAGAUGGAUGUUCCCUCAUGUACGUUAUGUGGGAUUGAACUUGGUGUUGGUAUUCCUGAUUCUUUCCAAGGAUUAUUUGCGGAGGAUCAAGGCGUAUCCUUUGAAUAUUUAGUUGAAGAGUAUGGAUAUUCGUGUCCUUACCAAAGUCUUUUGAAGCCUACCCAAUUAGAUCGUGAUUUAUCAAGAAGAACAUAUGUGGCUGGAUGUGGUCAUACUUAUUGUGGUCGUUGUUAUGUAAGGAUUGAGAAUGCUAAGAGUAAAAGUAAACUUUCCAAGAAAAAACUUGCUGCGUUGAAAGGUUCAUCGCAUCCCGAUAAUUAUGGUCCAAGGAAUUGUCCAGCAAAGGAUUGCGGAGGAUUCAUAAGGGCUAGAGGUAAGAUGAGAGAGAUGUAUUUGUAA